Messenger RNA from Exophiala mesophila, 918 nucleotides. RefSeq lists its product as uncharacterized. Bases 203 to 454 code for a protein of 83 amino acids. The transcript is spliced from 3 exons. Gene Ontology annotation, biological process: mitochondrial respiratory chain complex IV assembly. The record is from RefSeq and is a predicted model, not a curated record. Gene Ontology annotation, cellular component: mitochondrial inner membrane. NCBI's taxonomy places the organism in Eukaryota, Fungi, Ascomycota, Eurotiomycetes, Chaetothyriales, Herpotrichiellaceae.
UUUGCAUUGAAAUGAAAUGAUGUCGGAGAUGUAUUGUAACACCUAUUCUCGAGUCAACAUCAGCAUUCAGACUACAAGACUUCUUUUAGUUUAAUAGCCUUCCUCACUCAUCCUAGCCUCCAACUGCACCACCAACACCACCAGCACCACUUGUGUCCCACCAAACCCCUCGACCGAUCAGAUAAAUCAUCAUCAUCUCAGAAUGCAUUCCUCACCAGCCCUCCGCGGCCUUCUCAAACGCUCAUCCUACUAUGAUUCCGACUACCGACAAUCCGCGGCGUUGAUCCGAGCCCGACGACCUUUUCUCUUCCGUAACAUUUUAACCGGUACUGGAAUCGCCAUGUUUGCCGUUGGAGUUUUCGUAUUCACACUCAAAGCCGUUGGACAAGAUAAAUUUGAAGAUGUCGUCGUACCUGAUGCGCCGCAGCAGAGUCAGAGUCAGAGUCAGAGUUAGGCGGGGGUGGUGAAGACGUCGUAGGGGGGGAAGCAAACAGAAGGGGAUCGAUCUUACAAAAGAGCUCGGGGGAAUGAUUGAUUGCGGGAGGAAGGGAGGGAACAGAAGGGGAAGAGGUGGAAAACAGAAAUGAAGAGAGGUUGUGGGUGCGGGUGUGAUGGUACACCCCUACCUCAUCGGACAAGGAGAGGAGAGGCGAGGCUCGCUAUGGAGAGAACGAACUCAAUGCCCGUUGAUUUCCCGCGCCCGCCUGCUUUCUGCGCUCGUUCGUUUGUCCGGGAGAUGUGGCUCCUACCUCGAUUUCGACCCAUCCACACACAUCCCUCCCUACCUACCAUCUCUCAGUCGAUAGAUGGACCGGAAGUCGGAGUUACCAUACGCUCUCCUCUCAAUUCCACCCACCAAACCAUAUCACAGCACCUCAAAAGUCGACUUACCCUACCCUACCCUACCCUACCCUACCC